AUGACCCGUCAUAGCGUCGGGCAACUUGUAAUAGAUGCUUUGGCAACCAGAUUGGGCAUUCGUUUAACAUCGGACCGUGGAGGUUACUCUGGUCAAGGCAAUGUGCUCAUUGGCGAGACGAGAGUCAACCUUGCUCUCUACAAAUCAAAGUCCCUGAUGAAUAUUUCCGGUCCUUCCAUCGUCAAAGCCUACAGGCAAACAGUAAACUCUCCAACUUCAAUGAUUGUACUCGCCGACUCUUUAUCACACCGUGUUGAAGCCGUAUCUAUGAAACUUGGAGGCUCUGCCAAUGGGCACAACGGUGUCAAAAGCAUAAUUUCCGCACUUGGUGGGGAAAUGGGUUUUUAUCGUUUACGCCUUGGUAUAGGACGCGACGAGUCCGACGCGGCUGAGUACGUUAUGCGCCAACUUUCGUCGUACGAACGACGAUACUGGGUGAAUGAGGGCCUUGACCUUGUUCUCCAUGAAAUAGAAAAGGUAGCGCUGAAAAUACGAUAA
This is a messenger RNA of Psilocybe cubensis, 498 nucleotides long. RefSeq lists its product as uncharacterized. Gene Ontology annotation, molecular function: peptidyl-tRNA hydrolase activity. The transcript has 3 exons. The coding region runs from base 1 to 498 and encodes 165 amino acids. Lineage: Eukaryota; Fungi; Basidiomycota; Agaricomycetes; Agaricales; Agrocybaceae. The record is from RefSeq and is a predicted model, not a curated record.